AUGAGUGAUUCCACAUUUGAAGAAAAACCGAUAGAGCCGACUUUCUUUGACCUUAUAGUCAUUGGAACCGGCCUACCGGAGUCAGUAAUUGCAGCAGCAGCCUCUACUGCUGGCAAAACUGUCCUCCAGAUUGACCCUAACGACUUUUACGGCAGCCAUUUCGCUUCCCACAGACUUGAUGACCUCACUUCCUUCCUCAAUUCACAUGCUAAUCCUCCCUCCACCGCCAGCGUUACAACUAGUGAUGGUGAUUAUACUGCAUUGGAGCUCAAUCGGUGUUCGUUGUACUCCCACGUUGAAGCUGCAAACUAUGCCCCGGAGAUCCUUGCAGAGCAUUCGAGGGGAUUCCAUAUUGAUGUUAGUGGGCCGAGGGUGUUGUUCUGUGCUGACAAGGCCAUUGAGCUUGUAUUGAAGUCUGGCCUGGGGUUGUAUUUGGAUUUCAAGGCUGUUGAUGGGAACAUCAUUUGGGAUGAGAGUAAUGGCGGGUUGUGUAAUGUACCAGACUCGCGAGCAGCCAUAUUUAAAGAUAAGAGUUUGAGUCUUAAAGAGAAGAAUCAGUUGAUGAGGUUCUUCAAGCUUGUUCAGCAGCACUUGGCAGCCUCUGAUGGUGAGGAUGAUGAAAGUUCGAGGAUUUCAGAGGAGGAUUUGGAGAGCCCAUUUGUUGACUUCUUAAACACACGGCUGCUGCCCAAUAUAAAAUCGAUUAUCCUAUAUUCCAUUGCAAUGGUAGAUUAUGAUCAAGACAACUCAAAAGUUUGUAAAAGUAUACUGAAGACAAGAGAUGGGAUGUCACGUUUAGCUCUCUAUCAAAAAUCAGUUGGCAGGUUUCCAAAUGCAAAUGGAGCUUUUCUUUAUCCUAUGUAUGGUCAUGGGGAGUUAUCACAAGCUUUUUGCCGCCGUGCUGCUGUUAAAGGUUGUGUUCAGGUUCUGCGAAGGCCAGUCGUUGCUCUGCUUAUGGACAAGGAUAGUGGGCAAUAUAAGGGUGUUAGAAUAGUUUCAGGUCAGAAUCUGUUGAGUCAUCAGCUGGUUUUGGACCCAACCUUCACGGUCCCAUUGCCAGUAGCUUCCUCUCAACUGAACCUUCCAAAUGAAAGUGUUAAAGGUGAUAAGAGAAAGGUGGCCAGGGGAAUAUGUAUUACAACAAGAUCCUUGAAGCCAGAUAUAUCAAACUUAUUGCUUGUGUAUCCUCCUAGAUCUUUGUUUCCUGAGCAAGACACGUCAAUCCGAGCUAUCCAGCUACGUGGUGGAACAGAUGCUGGCGGUUUGGCUGUUUGUCCGUCAAACAUGUUUGUGUUGUACUUUUCUGCUUUAUGUGAUGAUGCUGAACACGGGAAAAGGUUACUACAUGCGGCCAUGAAUGCUCUUCUUACACUUCCUGUUUCUGGAAAUCUUGAAAGUGGUUCCACAGUCCAAAGUGAAGACACAGAACUAAAACCCACCUUACUUUGGAGCAUGUUAUACAUUCAGGAGAUCACAAUGGGUCGAUAUGAACAUCUCAUCUCCACUCCCAUGCCAGAUGGAAAUCUCAACUAUGAUGAUCUGCUGGAUGAAACUGUUUCGCUCUUCCAGAAGCUGUAUCCAGACGAGGCAUUCUUUCCAGAGACACCUUCCAAUCCAGAAGAGGAUAAUGAAGAGCCAAGUCUAGAGGACUGAUGGGACUGAUGGUGGUUAGCUGUACUCAAGUCAGCGUAUACAUUAUACAGUGUACUCAGUAAUCUGCAAAUGUGGAAAUGUGACUUCUAGCACCUUGUAGGCUUGUACACUAGAACCAAGUAAGAAAAACGGUCACUAUCCCUUUUUUUACUUUACUUUUAUUUUGUUACAGAAGAGGGCCUGAGGUCCCAGAAACCCAGACCAUUGGAAAAGAGGCAACAUUUAGUGUCAGGAUUCUCUUUUUGUGGCAAUAUUUACUGUUGGUGGGUAUCUAUCUUGUCUCCAUUAGUCCAUUUACUGUAACAAGUCUUUGACUUGUGCACCCUUCUUUUACUCUGACAAACGCCUCUUCUAUUUUCAUCUGCAUUGAAUGAAACAGACAUUGUUUGUUGUUGGGUAUUGAGUAUUGACCAAG
This is a messenger RNA of Fragaria vesca subsp. vesca, 2068 nucleotides long. RefSeq names its product rab proteins geranylgeranyltransferase component A 2-like. The record is from RefSeq and is a predicted model, not a curated record. NCBI's taxonomy places the organism in Eukaryota, Viridiplantae, Streptophyta, Magnoliopsida, Rosales, Rosaceae. Gene Ontology annotation, cellular component: Rab-protein geranylgeranyltransferase complex; cytoplasm; cytosol. Gene Ontology annotation, biological process: intracellular protein transport; protein geranylgeranylation; vesicle-mediated transport. The transcript is spliced from 9 exons. Bases 1 to 1653 code for a protein of 550 amino acids. Gene Ontology annotation, molecular function: GDP-dissociation inhibitor activity.